GAAAACGGCACAACCUUCGAAUUUAUGUGGUUGGAAACAUCGCACUCCACCACGAAAGUCUCGGUCUAACUAUUUUGGGCCAACAAACAAACACAAACUAAGAACAGCAAUGGCGGCACAGCUUUCUUUCGCGCCUCUCUUAUCCACAUGCACUCAACAUCUUCGUCCUUUCCAAUCGAGAACAAACAUCCAUUUCCAUUUCCCUUCACUUCCAAUUCCUCUAUCCCUCUCCACUUUCCCUUUCUCUUCUUCAACUGCCACAACCAGAGGCAAGGUCCUCUGUCAGACUGCUGGAGCGCAUUUCUUCGAUGCUCAAAACGCUGUUGAAGCCGGUCAAGAUCGACUGCUGAAGGUUCCUAUAUCGCACAUCAGAAACUUCAGCAUUAUUGCGCACAUUGAUCAUGGUAAAUCAACUUUGGCCGAUAAAUUGCUUCAGAUGACCGGUACCGUUCAGACUCGAGAAAUGAAGGAUCAGUUUCUUGAUAACAUGGAUUUGGAGAGAGAAAGAGGCAUCACAAUUAAACUACAGGCCACUCGAAUGCGUUACAUGUAUAAGAAUGAGGCAUACUGCUUGAAUUUGAUUGAUACACCUGGCCAUGUUGACUUCUCUUAUGAGGUUUCUCGAUCUCUUGCUGCCUGUGAGGGUGCUCUCCUUGUUGUAGAUGCUUCACAGGGCGUGGAAGCACAAACGUUGGCAAAUGUCUAUUUGGCUCUUGAUAACAACUUAGAAAUUAUCCCCGUUUUAAAUAAAAUAGAUCUUCCGGGUGCUGACCCACUUCGUGUUAUGAAGGAGAUUGAAGAGAUCGUGGGUCUUGAUUGUAGCAAUGCAAUCCAAUGCUCAGCAAAGGAGGGGAUAGGUAUAGUUGAAAUUUUAAAUGCGAUUGUUGAAAGAGUUCCUCCACCACGUAAUACCGCUAAUAGACCACUCCGAGCAUUAAUAUUUGAUAGUUAUUAUGAUCCAUAUAGAGGUGUUAUAGUUUAUUUUCGGGUGGUUGAUGGGCGAAUAAAGAGAGGCGAUAGAAUAUAUUUCAUGGCAAGUGACAAGGAUUAUUUUGCUGAUGAAGUUGGAGUUUUAUCUCCCAAUCAGUUGGAAGUGGAGGAACUUUAUGCUGGAGAGGUUGGCUAUCUUUCAGCUUCUAUAAGAUCAGUAGCUGAUGCAAGAGUCGGGGACACCAUUACUCACCAUGGUAGAAAAGCCGAAGACUCUCUACCUGGAUAUGAAGAGGCCACACCAAUGGUAUUCUGUGGCCUUUUUCCAGUUGAUGCAGACCAGUUCCCAGAGUUACGUGAUGCCCUUGAAAAGCUACAACUUAAUGAUGCUGCGUUGAAGUUUGAGCCUGAAACAUCGAAUGCAAUGGGUUUUGGCUUCAGGUGUGGUUUCCUGGGUCUUCUCCACAUGGAAAUUGUCCAGGAAAGACUUGAAAGGGAAUACAACCUAAGCCUGAUAACAACGGCUCCAAGUGUUGUAUAUAGAGUUAACUGUGUAAACGGUGAUACUGUUGAAUGCUCAAAUCCAUCCCUACUUCCUGAGCCUGGAAAAAGGAGGUCAAUUGAAGAGCCAUUUGUGAAGAUUGAGAUGCUUACACCAAAAGAGUAUAUUGGACCCCUGAUGGAAUUAGCCCAGGAAAGAAGAGGAGAGUUUCAAGAAAUGAAAUUUAUUACAGAAGUUAGAGCGUCAAUCACUUAUGCACUGCCACUAGCAGAAAUGGUAGGUGAUUUCUUUGACCAACUGAAAUCCAGAAGCAAAGGUUAUGCAAGCAUGGAGUACUCCUUUAUUGGGUACAGAGAAAGUGAAUUGAUAAAACUGGACAUUCAGAUAAAUGGUGAUCGAGUGGAACCAUUGUCGACUAUAGUGCACAACAAUAAGGCUUAUUCUGUCGGAAGAGCUUUGACUCAGAAGCUAAAGGAGCUGAUACCACGACAAAUGUUUAAAGUGCCUAUUCAGGCAUGUAUUGGCUCAAAAGUUAUAGCUAGUGAAACUAUAUCAGCGAUUAGAAAGGAUGUCCUUGCAAAAUGCUACGGCGGAGACAUUACAAGGAAGAAGAAAUUACUUAGGAAACAGGCUGAAGGAAAAAAGAGAAUGAAAGCGAUUGGGAGAGUUGAUGUACCUCAAGAAGCUUUCAUGGCUGUUUUGAAACUUGAAAAGGAGGUUUUGUAAUGUUGUUCCUUGGGAUCAUUUUUAUUCUUUAGCUAUUGUAUAUAAUUUUCCAGUGACUAAUGAAUUUUUUUCCCUCCCUCCCAAUAACUAUUUUGUAAUUUAUGUAUAUAAUUUCACAAAAGGAAAAAAAAAAAAAAGUGUACCGUUUUUCGCCAACAAAAAAACCUUUAAAUUACCAAUUUGAGUC
Molecule: messenger RNA, 2345 nt
Organism: Cucumis melo (muskmelon)
Lineage: Eukaryota; Viridiplantae; Streptophyta; Magnoliopsida; Cucurbitales; Cucurbitaceae
Product: translation factor GUF1 homolog, chloroplastic
Exons: 22
Coding region: 110-2158 (682 amino acids)
Biological process (GO): positive regulation of translation
Molecular function (GO): GTPase activity; ribosome binding; GTP binding
Source: RefSeq, a predicted model, not a curated record